Gopherus evgoodei (Goodes thornscrub tortoise) is the source of this 3468-nucleotide messenger RNA. RefSeq names its product lysine demethylase 6B (gene KDM6B). Lineage: Eukaryota; Metazoa; Chordata; Testudines; Testudinidae. Bases 1 to 1650 code for a protein of 549 amino acids. Gene Ontology annotation, cellular component: MLL3/4 complex. The record is from RefSeq and is a predicted model, not a curated record. Gene Ontology annotation, molecular function: histone H3K27me2/H3K27me3 demethylase activity; chromatin DNA binding; RNA polymerase II cis-regulatory region sequence-specific DNA binding. Gene Ontology annotation, biological process: regulation of gene expression; heart development. The transcript is spliced from 13 exons.
AUGUCAGAUGCGGCGCUGACUGCACACCUUAACGAAUACGCCCCUGCUGGACACUUGCUGCCUCUGUGCCUUGAAACAUACCCCUGGAACCCCUCCUGCCCCAUUGCCCCCAGCCCCAGGACGUGCCCUGCCCCCAACGGGCUGCGUUCUCCCCCCAGGCAUGCCAGGGUGAAGGGAAAGUUCAAGGAGUCGUAUCUCUCGGCCGCCCAGUCCGUCAAACCCCUCAUCAACGCCGAGGAGAAACUGCCACGGGACAAACUCAACCCCCCCACGCCCAGCAUCUACCUGGAGAGCAAACGCGACGCCUUCUCGCCCGUCCUGCUGCAGUUCUGCACCGACCCCAAGAACCCCAUCACGGUCAUCCGGGGGCUGGCCGGCUCCCUGCGGCUCAACCUGGGCCUGUUCAGCACCAAGACACUGGUGGAGGCUAGCGGGGAGCACGCCGUGGAAGUCCGCACCCAGGUGCAGCAGCCCUCGGACGAGAACUGGGACCUGUCGGGCACCCGCCAGGUGUGGCCGUGCGAGAGCAGCCGCUCGCACACCACCAUCGCCAAGUACGCCCAGUACCAGGCCUCUUCCUUCCAGGAGUCGCUGCAGGAAGAAAAGGAAAGCGAUGAGGAGGACGCUGAUGAACCCGACAGCACCACGGAGACACCCCCCAGCAGCAACGUGGACCAGAAAUCCCACCAGAUCAUCAAAUUCGGGACCAACAUCGACCUGUCCGACGCCAAGCGGUGGAAGCCGCAGCUGCAGGAGCUGCUGAAGCUACCGGCCUUCAUGCGUGUCACGUCGACGGGCAACAUGCUGAGUCACGUGGGUCACACCAUCCUGGGUAUGAACACGGUGCAGCUCUACAUGAAAGUGCCAGGCAGCCGGACGCCGGGCCACCAGGAGAACAACAACUUCUGCUCCGUGAACAUCAACAUCGGGCCGGGCGACUGCGAGUGGUUCGCGGUGCACGAGCAUUAUUGGGAGACCAUCAGCGCCUUCUGUGACAGGCAUGGCGUGGACUACCUGACGGGCUCCUGGUGGCCCAUCCUGGAGGACCUGUACAAGUCAAACAUCCCCGUGUACCGGUUCAUCCAGCGCCCCGGGGACCUGGUGUGGAUCAACGCAGGCACCGUGCACUGGGUACAGGCCACGGGCUGGUGUAACAACAUCGCCUGGAACGUCGGGCCCCUGACAGCCUAUCAAUACCAACUGGCCCUGGAGCGCUACGAGUGGAACGAGGUGAAGAACGUGAAAUCCAUCGUGCCCAUGAUCCACGUCUCGUGGAACGUCGCCCGGACGGUCAAGAUCAGCGACCCCGACCUCUACAAGAUGAUCAAGUAUUGCCUCAUGCAGUCCAUCAAGCACUGCCAGGUGCUGCGGGAGACGUUGGUGCGUUCGGGGAAGAAGAUCGCCUACCAGGGCCGGGUGAAGGACGAGCCGGCGUACUAUUGCAACGAGUGUGACGUGGAGGUGUUCAAUAUCCUGUUCGUGACGAGCGAGAACGGCAGCAAGAACACGUACCUGGUGCACUGCGAGGACUGCGCCCGCCAGCGCAGCGCCGCCCUGCACGGCGUGGUGGUGCUGGAGCAGUACAAGACGGAGGAGCUGAUGCAGAUCUACGACAGUUUCACCCUGGCUGGAUCCCCCAGCUCCAGAUGAGCCAGACCUCGCCCAGGUACUUCCUGGGCAGAGACAGGAAUCAGCUCCCCCUUCCCCAGUGCCCCCCUGCCCCGCUGGGGGAAGGAGGGGACAUCUCGGCACCGCCCGUCCCAGUGGCCAAUCGCAGACAAGCUCUUGUUUACACCGGAACCUCUCCGGCCCAAUCGGCUUUGCUGUUGAAACGAGGGAGAGGGGGCGGAGCCCCAGAAGCAGCCAAUCUUCUGCGUGAUCCGAGGAGCCAAUCCACAAGCAGCCUGUGUAUACAGACACUCAAACAAAUGAACUUUUUUAAUUUAUUCUUGAAAAUGACCUGGGGGGGGGGAACGGGGAAACUUUUUAAAAAAAAUAUUUUUUUUUUUUUUUGGAAAAUAAUAAAAAACACACAGAAAAAAAAGAGAACAAAAACCCGCCCAGGAGACGGGAAAUGGAAAACCGUGGAGCCUGGGCUGCUUGGCGGGGCCGGCGGGCGGUUCCCCGGCAGACACACGCCGGCCUUCGGCGGGGACAGGAGAACACGGACUCUGGAGCUCAGCCAGGAGCUCUCUUCGUCGACGGAGCAUUAACUCGUUUGUUUUGCAGGGGCGGGGGGCGGGGGGGAGACACUGGCAGCGGCGAAAGGGGGCUGGGCGUGGUUUUUUUUUUGUCGUCUUUUUACAUUUUUCUCGUCAGCAAAUGAAGCAAAAAAAAAACAACAACACAAAACCAACAAAAAAAGAACCACCACGAGGAAAAGAUACGGGUUUUUUACGCAGCAAUUUCUCUUUGUUUCCUCUUUGCGUGUUUGUGGCGGUUGGAGAUUGUCCACUGGUUUCUAUAUAUAUUGGCGCGGGGCGGGCGGUUUGUGUGGGUGUGCGUGGGCUUGAGUCUCACUCUGCUUUCUUAAAUCCUGGCCGCUUGGCGGUGGGGGGGGCUUUUUAUUCCACGUCUUCCUGGCUUGGUUUUGUUUUCUUCUGAACUCACGUGAAGGAGCCAAUUCCCGCCGGCUUGGGUCUCCGAUUGUGCAAACGAUGGUGCAAAAGGGGGAGUGAGGAACGGUGCUCAGCGUCCGGCCCCCGUGCGCAGGGCUUCGCGGGAACCCUGCCCCCGGGAGCUGCCUUCCCCUGGGUUAAGCGUUUCGUACAAUCGCAGCCGCGGUUUACACGUCUCUCAGGUCAGCUACAGCAACUGAGCCAGGACAGCAGGACAGAAAUCUGCCUUAACUCCCCCGCCGGCCAGGUUUUGCCUCCCCCACUUCUCACUUGUUUGGAAACCGGAAACACGUCGGGUGCUUUUUCCUCGGGGUUUUUGUUUUUGUACCUCCAGGCCUCAGAUUUUCGCAAUUUGUAAAUCGUCCUCUGUUGUUGUGUAUUUUUUUUUAUUUAUACAUCAUUUUUGUAAUGAUUUCUCUAUUUAUUGGUUGCUAUUGAGGGGUUGAUUUGAGCGUUCGGGGGGGGUGUUUUUUUUAAAUGGCCUUUUUGUAGUAAUCGUGUGUAUUUGUCUGUUUCUCGCCAGAAUUUUUGUGUUCGGUUUUUUUGGGGUUUUAAUGUUAAGCUCGGCCCAUCCCCGGCAUCGUGAGAUGGGGGGGGGGGUUGUUCAGUCUUUUGCCUCUUUUCAUGGUGCUGAAUUCCAUAAUCACUGUGCGAUCGGGACUUCUGUUCAUUUCCUUUGGAGGAAUCUUGUCCCUUUCCCCCUCCUAUCCCAGCAUCUCGCCAACACACUGAACGAAACAAGUGGACGUCUAGGUCCUCCUGGAUCAUACUGUACUGUAAGGCGACAAAGGAAAAAAAAAAAUCUUAUUUUGUAAAUGUAAAAAAGAUUAAAUUAACUCACAGAGAUACA